Molecule: messenger RNA, 1211 nt
Organism: Raphanus sativus (radish)
Lineage: Eukaryota; Viridiplantae; Streptophyta; Magnoliopsida; Brassicales; Brassicaceae
Product: MATH domain and coiled-coil domain-containing protein At3g58360-like
Exons: 5
Coding region: 119-1027 (302 amino acids)
Molecular function (GO): protein binding
Source: RefSeq, a predicted model, not a curated record
AAUUAUUUUAUGAUAUAUUAUACAGUUAUCAGUUUCCUCUCUUUUAGAACGAAAUCAACUUCUAAAUUAAUCCAGAGAAGGAGGCACAUGCACCAAGAGUUUUGAUUGCAGAACAAUCAUGGGGGAGCAUUCAAGAAAGAAGAUCACUUGGACGAUCAAGAACUUCUCAUCUUUGCAAUGUGAGAAACUUUGUUCUGAUCCAUUCGUGGUCGCUAGUUGCAAAUGUAGACUUGUUUUCUGCAGGCGUCUUUGUGCAUAUCCCAAGGGAAACAACGUUGAGUACUUGUUUCUGUUUCUUGAAGUCGCCGAUCAUCAAUUACUGCCUCGUGGAUGGAGAAGAAACGUUCGAUUUUCCCUAAGUAUAUUAAAUCAAAACACCAUAAAAAGUUCCAGACAAAAUGAUGAGCAAAAGUGGUUUGGUGAGGAGUCUCGUCGUUGGGGUCAUGUAUCCAUGUUUCCCCUUAAUGAGAUCCAUGCCAAAGAGAAUGGAUAUUUGGUAAACGGAGAACUCAAGAUUGUUGCUGAGAUUGAGGUCAUUGAAGCUAUUGGCAAGUUAGAUAUAGCAGAGGAGACUUCAUCAAUAACCAUGGAUGCUAAUGGCUUUCAACUUCUUUCUUCACAGAUGGAACUUGUGAGCCGUUUGUUAGAAAAACACCCAGAGAUUGAAUCUGAUUUUAGUACAAAGAACUCAAAUCUUAGGACGGGUUACAUGAGCUUGCUACUUAGUCUUAUUGAAACUCUGCGUCAGUCGCCUCACGAGCUCUCCAACAGUGAUCUGGCCGAGGCAGAUGCUGCUUUGGGAUCCAUGACUAACGCUGGAUUUAAAUUGGACUGGUUGGAGAAGAAACUUGAUGAGAUGGCAGAAAAGAAAGAGAAAGAGGAGGCUGGUGAGAUUCGAGUGCAAGAAAUCGAGGAAGAGUUGAAGGAUUUGAAGCAGAAGUGCUCAGACCUGGAAGCUCAGCUGGAGAAGGAAAAACUAGAGCUGUCGGCUGCAAAAGCUCAUAUCUCAUUCGAUGAUGUUCUUUAAUGUUCUUGAGUUCUUAGGCAUUUGUAGGUUUUAUUUGGUGUUCUUGUACGUUUGCAAUAUUGGUUUUGUGAUGUUGUUAAGACAAAGAAGUCAUCAUCAGUGACUUAAGCCAGACAUCUGCUGCCUUAUAUACCAUGGUUUUGUGAACACACAGUUUAAGCUAGGUUACUUGAUGACAAAGUAA